This is a messenger RNA of Penicillium cinerascens, 402 nucleotides long. RefSeq names its product TOM13-domain-containing protein. Gene Ontology annotation, biological process: mitochondrial outer membrane translocase complex assembly; protein insertion into mitochondrial outer membrane. The transcript has 2 exons. Gene Ontology annotation, cellular component: mitochondrial outer membrane. NCBI's taxonomy places the organism in Eukaryota, Fungi, Ascomycota, Eurotiomycetes, Eurotiales, Aspergillaceae. The coding region runs from base 1 to 402 and encodes 133 amino acids. The record is from RefSeq and is a predicted model, not a curated record.
AUGGCCUCCGAUGCGGCCGGCUCACAAGUCGACCUCUACGACUCGGCCAUGACAGUCCCCUCCGACUCGGAAAACUACUCGGCGAACAACGAGAUGUCCUCCUCUCCUUCUUCUACCUCUAGCUCGCCCAUGAUUCUCUACCAGCCCCCGACUAUCUGGGGACUCCUCCGCGGGGCAGCUAUCAACCUGUUCCUCCCGUUCGUGAACGGCUUGAUGCUUGGAUUCGGUGAACUGUUUGCCCAUGAAGCGGCUUUCCGCCUGGGAUGGUCGAACACCAAGAUUUUCCCGAUGUACCGUCGGUCACAUCCUGUGGGCCCAGGAGUGGACAUUCGAGAGCUCCCCUCCGAGCGGAGACGGGCAACCUCCGCAGCUGGUAUCAACGACACAGCGUCCCUGGAGUAA